AUGGCGUCACCCAGGUAGCGGGUCUCUUGUAUCGGAACUCUGUUCUCUCUGGCCAGCAAUCGCGCAUUCAUCCUCUGUGUCCGGCUUCCCUCCACUCCCCGCUUCCACACUGUCCGUUAGCAAGCUGUCAGGUUGCCAGGCAGCGCCUCCCUCCUGGAUUUUAUCUCAGACGCGGCUGUUUCCUGCCGGUCACUUCUGAGGGACUGCGGCUUUGUCCCCGCUCAGACCUUCUGCGGGAGGGUCUCACCUGCCGGCCGCCCCCGGGAACGUUCUCGAGACUGUGCUGCUGCCAACGCCCAUAGACCGCAGCCGGGUGCCAGCCCGUCCCAGAAAAAGUUCAUGGGGGCAUGUAGCAGCAGUGUUUCAGGGAUUCUGGAAAAUCACAACUCACAUCUGGCGCCAGGCUUCACCCCCCAACGACCCUGUUCCAGCACCAGCGAAUGUGGUUGUUCUCCAGAAUCCGCUGGGACCUUUGCCCGUGGGGAUUCCUCCCAGAAGGGGAACCGCCUCCCGUGUGACCCCAGGUCCUCGCUCUCUGCUCCUGGGGAUUCGCCCCUCCCAUCAGAGCUCCACCAGAGCCUACCCCUUCUCAUCAGCCCUCAGUCUUCUCCACUCACCACCCCAGCCAUGACCAGCAGCUGCGAGGAAAGGUACUCAACGUCUACCACCAAAGUGCAGGGGGAGCCGGUCACCUGGGCAGGAACCACAAACCUUCUGACUGUCCAGCUCCGAACCUGGCUCCGGGCACUCUUCACUUGGUGGCACCUUUGGACAGCGCCUGCAAUGCACAACUGUGUGCUUAUGACAGUUCUGGAAUCUUUAGGCGGCACAGAUAUCCUCAACAACGGGCAGUGGUUUUCUGACACGUGGAGUAAGAGAUUUGGCAAAGGAAAGGCCAUGUGGAAGGCUCUGGAAACACGUCUCCCUACCGAAAUAGUGGAACGAAGGCUGACAGCAGUGAGCCCAACAUGGGGCUCGAACUCAUGAACUGCGAGAUCAUGACCUGAGCUGAAAUCCGACGCUCAACCACCUGAGCCACCCAGGGACCCCAGUAAUUCUGCACUCUUGAAGAGAUUGCACAGAUUUGCACCGCUAUCGAGGACUCAAAGAGAUACAGAGGUAGGUGUCUCAGACAUCCCCACUCAACUUGCCUACUUGGUUUUCAGGGAAGGCAUAGACGGGCUUUGGAGAAGCAGGCUCUUGUGUGUCAGGUCAUUCCAGUUUCCACUUCUACUCCAUCUGAAGGCCCAUAGAAAAAAACCACCAAUCCCCUUGGCACCUGCUGUGCAGCUCCUGAUUGGUGGGUUUAUUUUCUUGGCUCUUUCUGUAAAAGCCAUCAGGUUCAGUAUGCGGUUAGUUAUCAGGGCCAGUUAUACGCUGUCACUGUCCACAUUCAGGGCCACGUUAUGUCUCCAGCCCUGUGUUAUCAAGGCUGUGGGGACUGUUACUGCCCCUCCAUUACACAAGAUAUCAUACAGGAACGCACCAUGCUGAUUGGAUCUGUGAAACAGGGAGUAGCAACUCUUCUAGGUGCUUUGUAAGAGUGUGGGAAAGAAAUCUCCCCAAAACUCAGGUUCCUGCUGCCUCGGUGAAAUCUCUAGGAGCACAGCUGCCUGAGGCAUGUUGAGAUACCCCACCCAAGGUGAAGACUCAUUGCUCUGUCUCAUCCUCCUGCUAAGGAGACAAAAAUUCACUCCCUAGUGGGCCAACUUGGGAAUGUGGAGACAACAUACAGCUCCCUGGGCUUGCGACCUCCACCCACUUACUGAGUGUCUUGAGAGGCUGUUGGCUUUGAGUGGUGAGAAACAAGAGAAACCCUUGCAGUGGGCCCUGGCCUGAGUUGCAUGACUCAAGACAUGCAUUGGGGUUUGGAGCACCUGUGGCAGAUGAGGUCAACAUCCUUCAGCAGAGAACUAUAUGGAUGAAGGAGGGCAUAGAUUUUAGAGAUUUUGGAACCACACUAUGCCAUUUCUGUAGAGAACUAGUCUCCUUUGUGAAAGACCUUCUGGGGUGCUCCUGGACUCCAGUAGACACAGAAUGCCUGGACAUGAGUCGUCAUAAAGGUCCUAAUGAGUGAAAGAAGGAGGCAGGGGGUCAGAGCCAAAGAAGUGACCCCAGAGCAGGUGGAGUGAUGUGAUGUCCUGAAGAUGGCAGGGAAGAUGUGAAUGGAUUCACUCCUGGGGCCUCUAGAAGGAACACAGUCUGGGGCACCUGGGUGG
Herpailurus yagouaroundi (jaguarundi) is the source of this 2219-nucleotide messenger RNA. RefSeq lists its product as uncharacterized. The record is from RefSeq and is a predicted model, not a curated record. The coding region runs from base 340 to 987 and encodes 215 amino acids. Lineage: Eukaryota; Metazoa; Chordata; Mammalia; Carnivora; Felidae. The transcript has 4 exons.